Dermatophagoides pteronyssinus (European house dust mite) is the source of this 1248-nucleotide messenger RNA. Its product is annotated as ras suppressor protein 1-like. The record is from RefSeq and is a predicted model, not a curated record. NCBI's taxonomy places the organism in Eukaryota, Metazoa, Arthropoda, Arachnida, Sarcoptiformes, Pyroglyphidae. Gene Ontology annotation, cellular component: cytoplasm. Gene Ontology annotation, molecular function: protein binding.
AUUCUCGAGCAUCUUCUCUGUGUAUGAAGUGUUGAGUUUGUGUUUUGGUAUUUUCAUUUUCGUUUUGCUGGAUUUUUUUUUGACAAUAUUCCUUCAACCUGUUGUUUGUUUGGAUUUUAUCAUUUUUCUUUUUUUUUUGGUUUUUGCUAAUCAGCUGAUCAACAAACAAACCAAACAAAGUAAAAUGACAUUAGGUAAAUCUUGUUUACAUCCAUGUCAUGGAAACAGUAAUCGUAAUAAAAAUGAUAAGAUUAUUGUCAAACGUAUUGAUGAUACACAUGAAGAAUUACAUAUGCCUGAUAAAGGUAUUGAAUCAUUGCAUAAAAUGCCCUAUAUUUUCGAUUUGGUAAAUCUUCGAUCCAUCACACUAAGUCAUAAUAAAAUUAGAGUAUUAUCACCUGAAAUUGAUAAACUAUACAAUUUAGAAUCAUUAAAUCUAUUCAAUAAUUAUAUUUCUGAAUUACCAAUUACAAUUUGUAAUUUGGAAAAAUUAAAAUGUUUAAAUAUUGGUAUGAAUAAUCUUCAUACAAUACCGAAUGGUAUUGAACGUUUGCAACAAUUGGAAAUAUUGGAUUUAUCGUAUAAUUUUCUUACCGAACAUUCAUUUUCAACAGAAUUUUUUACUUUAGAAAAUUUACGUGCAUUAUAUCUAUCGGAUAAUGAUAUGGAAAUAUUAUCUGGAGAAAUUGGAAAUUUAAAAAAUUUACAAAUUCUUGCUAUUCGAGAUAAUCAUCUGAUAUCAAUACCGGAAGAAUUGAUUCUUCUUCAACGCUUACGUGAAUUACUUAUUCAAAAUAAUCGAAUAAAAAUGCUUCCACCCGAAUUGGGUAAUAUGGAUUUUAAUUCACCACGUUGCCAAAUACGAAUGGAAGGAAAUCCAUUCGAACCGGAUUUAAGUGAUCAAUUACAAUUAGGUGUAUCACAUGUUUUGGAUUAUAUUCGUAGUGAUAUUUAUCGAUCACGUUAUUCACGAUACACAAUGAAUCCCGGUUCACCACCACCAAAAAAUGAAGAACGUUAUCAACGUAAACUUUUACGUUUGAAAGGAAAAUGAAUUGAUGAAUGAGGAAUGGAAUUUCGGUUCGAAAAUUCAAUCAAAAAUCCAAAAAGAUUUGCCAAAACAACCAGCCAGUCAGCCACAACAAGUGCCAUAAAUAAUCCUUUUUUUUGCAGCUAAAUAAUCAAACAAAAAUAUUACUCUUUGCAAUAUUAGAUUAUCAAUCGAUUAAAUACUUGUUUUUUUCUUUG